GAGCGCACGGGUUUUUCGAAGUGUACUUGAACGCACCACGGAUGUGUGCUCACAGUGCUGUGACGACUUUGCUAGCUUAGUAGUAACACGCACUUAGACGUUGCAGGACAUACAGAUAUUCCAGCAAGAUGGCCGAAACCGACGUUGAUAAUGAACUUUUGGACUACGAGGAGGAUGAGGAGCCCCAAGGAGUCCCAGAGAGCGGGACCCCAGCAAACAAGAAGGAAGUGAAGGGGUCCUACGUGUCUAUUCACAGCUCGGGCUUCAGAGACUUUCUCCUGAAACCAGAGCUACUGCGAGCCAUCGUCGACUGUGGUUUUGAGCACCCCUCAGAAGUCCAACAUGAGUGCAUUCCACAAGCUAUCCUGGGCAUGGACAUCCUGUGUCAGGCCAAGUCUGGAAUGGGAAAGACUGCAGUGUUUGUACUGGCCACCUUGCAACAGAUAGAACCUGUGGAUGGUCAGGUGUCUGUCCUUGUAAUGUGCCACACGCGCGAGUUGGCCUUCCAGAUCAGCAAAGAGUACGAGCGCUUCUCCAAGUACAUGCCCACUGUCAAGGUGUCUGUGUUCUUCGGCGGCCUGGCAAUCAAGAACGACGAGGAAGUCUUGAAGAAGAACUGUCCUCACAUUGUUGUAGGAACCCCAGGACGAACCCUGGCCCUCAUUCGCAACAAGACCCUCAACGUGAAGAACAUCAAACACUUUGUGCUUGAUGAGUGUGAUAGGAUGCUGGAGCAGCUGGACAUGAGGCGUGACGUCCAGGAGAUCUUCAGGGUGACGCCCCAUGAGAAACAGGUCAUGAUGUUCAGUGCAACGCUAAGCAAAGAAAUCCGCCCGGUCUGUCGCAAGUUCAUGCAGGAUCCCAUGGAAGUGUUUGUGGAUGACGAGACCAAGCUGACACUGCACGGCUUGCAGCAGUAUUACUGCAAGUUGAAGGAUAGCGAGAAGAACCGCAAACUUUUCGACCUGCUCGAUGUCCUUGAGUUCAACCAGGUGGUGAUCUUUGUUAAGUCGGUGCAUCGCUGUGUUGCUCUGUCCCAGCUGCUGGUGGAGCAGAAUUUCCCCGCCAUCGCCAUCCACAGGGGCAUGGCGCAAGAGGAGCGGUUAUCCCGGUACCAGCAGUUUAAAGACUUCCAGCGGCGAAUCCUUGUUGCGACCAACCUGUUUGGCCGCGGCAUGGACAUUGAGCGCGUCAACAUUGUCUUCAACUACGACAUGCCAGAGGAUUCUGACACAUACCUUCACAGAGUGGCCCGUGCUGGCAGGUUUGGUACCAAAGGCUUGGCCGUCACUUUCGUGUCUGACGAGACCGACGCCAAGACCCUGAACGAUGUCCAAGACCGCUUCGAGGUCAACGUAGCAGAGCUGCCAGAGGAGAUUGACAUCUCCUCCUACAUUGAGCAGUCCAGAUGAGUGAAGCGUCUUACCAGUGAAGAUCAAACGUGAUCCUUGUUGUUUUUGGUGGAGGAAAGAACCCCCUUAACAUUUAUUUUAAAGCCCCCUCCUACCAUACUUGUUGACAUGCUCAAAAUAAAACGCCAUCAUGUCUUUGCAGGGUGCUUGUUUGAGUUUUCCUUGUGAAAACAUUUUAUUGUUUUGGUUGCAGAAUUAAACCUUUUUUUAUACCUUA
This is a messenger RNA of Gasterosteus aculeatus aculeatus (three-spined stickleback), 1629 nucleotides long. RefSeq names its product ATP-dependent RNA helicase DDX39A. NCBI's taxonomy places the organism in Eukaryota, Metazoa, Chordata, Actinopteri, Perciformes, Gasterosteidae. The record is from RefSeq and is a predicted model, not a curated record. Gene Ontology annotation, molecular function: nucleic acid binding; ATP binding; RNA helicase activity.